Paramecium octaurelia is the source of this 1369-nucleotide messenger RNA. The record is from the annotation of a GenBank genome assembly. NCBI's taxonomy places the organism in Eukaryota, Ciliophora, Oligohymenophorea, Peniculida, Parameciidae.
AUGUCAUUAAAGGAUUUUAAAAUAAUAUCCAAACUAGGUACUAGAUUAAGAUAUCAAAGGCGACGGAUCUUAUUCCAAUGUUUACAAAGUCAGAAGGAUAGAAGACAAUCUUGAAUACGCUCUAAAGAAAGUAAAUUUAACCAACUUAUCCGAUAAAGAAAAGCAAAAUGCCUUAAAUGAAGUAAGGAUUCUUGCUUCAAUUCAUCAUUAAAAUAUUAUUAGUUACAAAGAAGCCUUCAUUGAUCCAGUCAGUAACUCUUUAUGGUUAAAUAUAAAUAUAUAAUAUAUAGUAUUGUAAUGGAACUUGCCGCUGAUGGAGAUUUAUUGCAGAAGAUAUAGAAAUGCAUCAAAACAAAUAGUUAAUUCUAAGAAAAGGAGAUAUUAAAAUAUGCUUUUCAAAUUAUAAAUGCCUUAAAAGCACUUCACUAAAUGAAAGUGAUGCAUCGUGAUAUAAAGAGUGCUAACAUAUUUUUGAUAAACAACGAAGUCAAAUUGGGAGACCUGAAUGUGUCCAAAGUCGCAAAGUAAGGUUUACUAUACACUUAAACUGGUACCCCAUACUAUGCAAGUCCAGAAGUAUGGAAAGACCAACCCUACGAUUGUAAAUCAGAUAUCUGGUCUUUGGGUUGUGUAUUAUAUGAAAUGGCAGCAUUAAAAUUACCUUUUCAAGCGGAAGACAUGGAUGGCCUCUAUAACAAAGUGAUUAAGGGUAUGUCUACUUGGAUAACUUAGGAUAUUACCAAAAACUACCUAAACCUUACACAUUUGAUUUACAAAAUUUAAUAAGAAUGAUGUUAUAAGUUUCGACGGUUUUAAGACCUACAGCAACUUAAUUACUAGAAUUAAAUUGCUUCUAAAAUUUCCAACUUACUCUUCAAAAUGCUGGGUAACUAAUUAAAACAAUCUAAUUUCCAAAAAACAAGAGCUACUAAAAUAUUUUCCCUAAGUCUACUUAUAAGUAGGAUUCAUAGAAUAAAAAUGAGUAGAUUACUUCCUCUCGUAAAAGGUUAGCAACUUUGGGAGGGGGGAAUGACUCUUUGCAUUCUAAUCCAACUAGACUAUCUUAAUAUGAAUAAACUAGUAUAUGAUAUGUAUUUAUAAAGAUUAAGCCCAAAAGAUUAAUAAAAAUCAUUAACUAAAUAGACUAGACCUUGAGAAUCUAAAGCAGAAUCAUAAUUCACUAAAUAAAAUACUAUCAGAAGGGUCUUUGCAGAGCAAAUUCAGCAAACUUGCUGUCAACAACAUAUUAUAGGAGAAAAUUAGAAAACAAAUUAUCAUGCCAAGUCUAUAACAAAAAGCAUCUCCUUUUUCUCGUAAGAUAAGCUCUAGAUAAAUUAAUGAAACUACAAUACUACCUUGUAUAUUAUGA